AAGCAGUUUUUUCUGCUGAACGUAGCUAAUAUUAAACCCAUAUUGUUUAAAUGCACAAGCUAAAAUAUUUUGGGUUACGACUAUAUGACACAUUUCUCAUAUUCGUAUCUGGUAUUUUAUUCUUUUUGUCAUUGUGCGUUACGUUUACUUUCUCUUCCCUUCGUCCCUGUCUUCUAAUAUUCAACGUUUAGUCUGUCCUUGAUAUUUCCUUUAUUGUGCGCGCGGCCUAAGCUUCAAAUCGUCGUCGCGCAUGCGCGUGCGCGCCCCUGCGACGCGACCAAUGCCGCGUUCGCGUCUACAUAUACGUCUAUGGUUUGAAUCCGGCGAGUUUUGGCGGGCAAUAACAGACGGAGACGACGUGCAGGAUGGAGGGACGGGACUCUUUGCGGGGCCUGUUUCAGGAUUUAGGCUGUAAAAUCGAGAACGAUGCCGUCCUCGACAAGUGUUUUCAACUAUGCGACUUGUACGACGUGGACGUGGAGAAGCUCACGGAGCUGUGGCUGACCUUUUGCGUCAACAACGACACCGAUAUCGAUCCCACCGUUGACACCUUGGUCAAGAUGGAACGCGCGGUGCUGAAGGAUUACAAACCGCACGACUCGACCGUAGAGAGCCCCGCAAAGCAGCAAGAACCAAUGGAAAAACAUCUCGCCGCGAGCGAAACUGUUGACGACGACGUACUUAGCAUGUAUGGCUGUGCAGAGAGUCAACCGUCGAAGCGCAUGCGGCCGAGUCCCGAGGUAGAAAUCGACGCGGAUGCACGGGCCGGUAAAGCGAGAGUUGCGGAAUACUCGUUUUCACCAGCCAGCACCACCGAGAAGUCAAAUGUGCCAAGUCAGCGUAACACGACGGACAAGGGGAAGAUCCUGCUUUCCAUCGGCGAGACCGUCGCGUCUUGGAAGAGGACGGGCGAUUACGACGUGCAAGUUGCCAAAUCAGACGAGCCGCACAUCCCCGUCGACGCGACGUACAUGUACGAGGUCCUGUCGAAGCAAGGACACCUCCUCACGUUCGCGUGCCAGAACCUGUGCGGCAGACUGGUCAAGAUGUGGUCGACAGUGUCCGGUAACGCAGCAACCGAGCUGCGCUACGUGAGGAACGUACGGAGCGUGAAUCAGAGGAACUUUCGUACGUUCGGUCGCAUCAGCACGAAGAAGGGACCCGAGAACGCGGUGACGCUGGUGGGUUGCGCGAGGCGGAGGGACGCCUCGGCGGCCGACACGAUCGAGCUGGAUUUUCGCAAUCUGAGACAGUACUCGGUGUUCUCCGGCCAGAUCGUGGCGGUCGAGGCCGUCAAUCCGGUGGGCAACACGUUGUACGUGAAGGAGAUAUUUGCCAAGUCGUACGCGCCGCUCGCCUCGACGCCGCGGCUCGAAUCGAGGGUCAACAUUUUCAUCGCGGCCGGCCCGUUCACCGCGUCCAGUAACAUGCACUACCAGCCGUUGUGGGACUUGAUGGAGAAGGUCACGUCGGACGAGCCGCAGGUCUUGAUUCUGAUCGGGCCCUUUCUCGAGUACACGCACCCCGACGUACAAGACAAUCUCAUUACGGACACGCAUCAGGAGCAAUUCGAGAAGAUUCUCACGAGAAUAAUGGAGUCGACGCGGAAGACCACACGGGUCGUGCUGGUAGCUUCCAAUCGCGACGUGCAGCACGAACCUGUAUUUCCAACACCUGAGUAUACACUUUUCAAUCGGAAGUUGCUACAAAAUUAUUCGAACCUGAAGCUGAUGCCGGAUCCUUGUAUAUUAGACGUUGCCGGUUUGAAGAUGGGAAUCACGUCGGUUGACGUUAUCAAACAUAUCGGGAAAGAAGAAAUAUCCAAUGUGUCGGGCGAUAGACUCGGCCGCCUGGCCGACCACGUGCUCGCUCAAGCGUGUUUCUAUCCCGUGUAUCCCCCGUCCGAGGAUCUGAACGUGGAUACGGAGCUGUGGGAGAAAUACACGUUUUUCGACCAGCAACCGCACCUGUUGGUUCUGCCGUCCGACAUGCGGUGUUACUGCAAGGUGAUCAACGAGUGCGUGGUUCUGAAUCCGGAGCGUACGCACAAGCACACUUACGCCAGGCUGAGCGCGAAACCGGCCCUCGGCGGUAAAUGGAGUGCCAGCAAUAUCUCGUGCGAGAUCGCCAAACUCUGAUGGCUGUAAAGUAUGACCGAAAAACAGCGUCUCGAGCGAACGUUUAGAGGAUUCAGCGCGACACUGGUCUCGCGCAAUUUUAAAAGAUGGAAAGGCAUUCGUACAAACUCGAAAAGAAUUCAACAUUAUUUUUGUAUCAAAGUUUUCGGACUGUACAUCGCACCAUUGUCGCGUCGAAUUCUUACACUGUCCUAAUUAUAUGAAAAGUAUUUAUGUAAUUUUAAUCAACGAAUAGUCGAGUAUGUUUCUCAUAGAUUGCUGUACACGAU
Vollenhovia emeryi is the source of this 2407-nucleotide messenger RNA. It is a transcript of the gene DNApol-alpha73, whose product is annotated as DNA polymerase alpha subunit B. The transcript has 7 exons. Gene Ontology annotation, molecular function: DNA binding. Lineage: Eukaryota; Metazoa; Arthropoda; Insecta; Hymenoptera; Formicidae. The coding region runs from base 366 to 2138 and encodes 590 amino acids. Gene Ontology annotation, cellular component: alpha DNA polymerase:primase complex. The record is from RefSeq and is a predicted model, not a curated record. Gene Ontology annotation, biological process: DNA replication; DNA replication initiation.